AUGCCAUUGCUGCGACAAUGCUGGGACGCGCACACGAGCAGAUCAUCCAGCCGCUCGAGAGAUUCCGCAAGGAUCACAUUGGAGCCGUCAAGGAGGGUAAGAAGAAAUUCGACAAGAAGACUGCAAAAUUCUGCCAGAGCCAGGAGCGCACGCUAUCGCUCUCCACUAAGAAGCCUGAAGCCGUUUUCCAAGAGGCGGACGCGGCGAUGGACAUGGCGGAGCGCGACUUCUGCCAGGCCUCGCUGGAGUACGUGUUCCAGCUGCAGGCGGUGCAGGAGCGCAAGAAGUUCGAGCUGGUGGAGACGCUGCUGGGCUUCGUGUUCGGCUGGUGGACGUUCCACCACACCGCGCACGACGUGCACGCCGACGCCGAGCCCCUCGUGCGCGACCUGCAGCUCAGGAUACAGCGGACGCGCAGCAACUUCGAGGAGACCAGCAAGCAGACCGAGUCGCUCAUGAAGAAGAUGAUGGAGGUGCGCCAGAUGAACAAAGAGGAGGGCAUAUCGGAGGAGCAGGGCGGCGUCUCGCGCGCCGGAUACCUCUUCCUCAUGGAGAAGAAGGCGUUCGGCACCACGUGGAGCAAGCAGUACUGCACGUACGAGAAGGGCUCGCGGCUGCUCUCCCUCAUGCCAUACAACCAGAUCAACGUCAAAACGAGCGGGCCGGUGGAGAGCGUGUGUGUGUGCGGGGCGCGCGCUGCGAGCGAGGCGGAGCGCCGGUUCUGCUGGGAGGCGGUGCCGGGCGAGCGAGACCGCGCCCCCCUCACGCUGCAGGCCCUCGGCGACCGGGACCGCGCCGCCUGGCUGCGCGCACUCGACGCCGCGCCCCCACCCCCACCCCCACACCCCCACCCACACCCACUCCGCCCACAUCGACCCAAGGGGGAGGGCGAUGGUGAAGGCGAGGCGGGCUGCGAGCUGAACGAGGCGGGCUUCACGUUCGUGCGCCGCAUCAUUGCCAUACUGGAAGCGCGCGGUCUCGAGGAGCAGGGCCUAUACAGGGUGGCGGGCGUGGCGUCGAAGGUGGCGCGGCUGGUGGGCGGGGCGGCGGGCGGGGCGGCGUGCGGCGCGGGCGGCGAGCUGGCCGAGCCCGCGGAGUGCGAGAGCAAGACGCUCACCUCCGCGCUGAAGAGCUUCCUGCGCGCGCUGCCCGAGCCGCUGCUCACGCGCCGCCUGCACGACCAGUUCCUCGCCGCCGCCAAGCGGGAGCGGCGCGAGGAGCGGGUGGCGGCUCUGCACGCGCUGCUGCUGGCGCUGCCCGCUGACAACCGCCGCAUGCUGCGCCUCGUGCUAAGACAUCUGCGCAACGUGGCGGCGAAGAGCGACAAGAACCUGAUGACGGUGUCUAACCUGGCGGUGUGCUUCGGGCCGACGUUGCUGCGGCCGGAGCGAGAGACGGUCGCCUCCAUCCUCGAGCUCAAGUUCUGCAACGUGCUCUCCGUUUACCUGGGCACUGUCGUGUCGUGCCGUGAGCAGGUGUGCGAUGCCGUCGCGUGCGGGUCCACAUAA
Messenger RNA from Papilio xuthus (Asian swallowtail), 1508 nucleotides. RefSeq names its product rho GTPase-activating protein 26-like. Gene Ontology annotation, biological process: signal transduction. Gene Ontology annotation, cellular component: cytoplasm. The record is from RefSeq and is a predicted model, not a curated record. The transcript is spliced from 13 exons. Bases 18 to 1508 code for a protein of 496 amino acids. Gene Ontology annotation, molecular function: protein binding; GTPase activator activity. Lineage: Eukaryota; Metazoa; Arthropoda; Insecta; Lepidoptera; Papilionidae.